GCGGUUUGAAUGGUUAGCAUUUGGGAAGCGCCUACGGAAAGUCCUCUUUAAUUAGGUUUUUUUUAAAGAAAUAAAACGCUUGCGCUUUCGACAAAGAAAGAAACAUGUAUAACGACUGCUCUGCCUCUGGACUAACACUUCUAAUUCAUCAAGAGUCUCUGGGAGGAGAAGUCGAGAGAUAAAAGUAGGGUUCAGAAGUCAGAGGAGAGCUGGUAAAUGAGUUUGGAAAUGGAUAAAAGCUCUAAUGGCCAACAUACGAGAUCUCUAACUUCACAAUUUAGAGACUCUACAUACAGAGCCUUAACUUUAUUGCGGAGGAAGGCGAAACAGCGUCAGAUAGCUGAGCUAGAGGCGAAGGAGGCUUGUGAUUGGCUGAGAGCAGCAGGAUUUCCUCAGUAUGCUCAGCUCUAUGAAGCCUCUCUGUUCCCCAUCGAGAUCUCCGCUGUGAGGAGAGACCACGAGUUUCUGGAUCAGGACUCACUCAAGGCACUAUGCAGGAGGCUAACAACCCUGAACAAAUGUGCUGCAAUGAGCUUAGAGAUUCAUUUCCAUUGUAAACAGCAGAGUGAGGACUCUGAAGAGGAUGACGCAUGUGCUCUUAGCUCCCGCUGGGCGUUUCAGCGUGAGAGUAAAACUUGGUCUCGACUCCGCACCCUCUCACCCACCCCUGUCACACCUGGCAACAGGGCCUCCACCUUAAGACCUUCAGGGAGUAGUGAUAGCGUUCUGAGUGACAUCAGUCUCCUAGAAGUCACCUCGCUGACCUUUGACCUCAGCGCUAGCAGCUUGAGCUUGGACAGUGCGCGGGAAACAACUUCUCCGGAGGUUGCGACAUUCAGUGAGGUUGUGGUGGGUGAGGGCUCAUCGUCAAUUUGUGUCUCAUCCAGCCAAGAUGAAAACUAUGAAGCUGGAUCCUCAUCUUCAUUGCCGUCUGUAAGAGAGAAGGCAAAGCGGCCUUCUAGAUCGUUCUUACGGAGGAGAGAGUCUAUAAAGAAGAGGGAACGUGAGAAAGAGACACUGCCUAUGAGUAUUUCAAUGGUUAAUCAACACCAGCCACCCUCAGGUCUGCAGUGCACAUCGGAUGCAAGUUUGCCUGGACAAACCACAAGCAACUGCAAAAUCGCCAAAGAUAUUACGUGGAAGUCACACACGAUAUGCCGCAGUAAUGUGAGCCAGAAAGCUCUGCACAAGCCUCACAGAGCAUGCCUUUACCUGGAGGACUACCAGUUACAUAAUCACAGCAACCGUCUGAGGAAAGAGGAACAUGUGGUUCACCUCCCCUUUGAUCACAAACUUGGAACUUUCCCCAAAUCUCUGUCAAUCGAGAGCCUCUGUCCAUUCUCCAUUUCUCAAAGUCCUGACCAUACUGACUGGCCAGGAGAAGAUGGAGAGUUUUCAUUGGAUGGAAGCAUCAGUCGCAGUGGCUCACAAGACUUUCUCUCAUCUGGUUUUGGGAGGAGGAGGAAUUCAAUCAGCUCAAUUGGAAGCAUUUAUGAUAAUGUCCCAGAGGCGCCGAGGAGUCCAUGUGACAUAUUCGACCCAGGGAAAGAAAAAACCUUCCAGCAACUUGACGACAUUUUAAAGCACGUACAUGGGCUACAGCACAAUAUUGACGAAUGGUCUCGCUCGCUUGGCCUUCAACAACAUGACCAAUUAAAUGUAGAGACUGAGUCCAUGACAGACACAACAUUACCCAGUAGCCUGAACUUCGAUGAACGAUCCAUGUCGGAUGUUGGGACGACAGCAAGCGAUUACGAUAGCACAGGAAACUCUGUGAAUGAGGGAGGAGGAAUGAGAGAGAGGAGGGACUCGGGGGUGGGCGCAUCACUUACGAGACCCAGCAGAAAGUUGCGUUGGCACAGUUUCCAAAAUUCUCAUCGGCCGAGCGCAACUUCUGCGUCUUUAGAGAUCAACAGGCAAUCGGCUGCCCAGCUCAACCUGCUGCAGAAGUUCAGCCUCUUACGGCUUACUGCCAUCCUUGAGAAACACACAGAUACCAACAAACACAGCUGGAACUGGGUGGUUCCGAAGUUUAUGAAGCGCUCCAAAGUUCCAGAUUACAAAGAUAAACAUGUGUUUGGGGUUCCACCAAUUGUAAACGUCCAGCGAACUGGUCAGCCCCUCCCACAAAGCAUCCAGCAGGCAAUGAGAUACCUACGCAGCCAGUGUCUGGAGAAGGUGGGAAUAUUCCGGAAAUCUGGGGUGAAAUCCCGCAUCCAGACUCUCCGGCAGCUCAAUGAGAAUUCCCCUGAUCAUGUGACCUACCAGGGCCAAUCAGCUUACGAUGUGGCUGACCUGAUUAAACAGUACUUUAGGGAUCUGCCUGAACCCGUGCUCACCUCCAAACUUACAGACACCUUCUUGCAUAUAUACCAGUUUGUUCCACCGGAACAGCGUUUACAGGCCGUGCAGGCAGCCGUGAUUCUGCUACCUGAUGAGAACAGAGAGGUUUUGCAGACACUGCUGUAUUUCCUCAGUGACAUUGCAUCUGCGCAGGAGAACCAGAUGACUGCAGAUAGUCUGGCUGUCUGUCUCGCCCCCUCCAUACUGCACCUGAACGCCUCCAAGAAAGAUGGAGCUUCACCAAGGCUCAUGAGCAGGAAGGGUGUAGCCAAGCCAGACCACAAGGACCUGAGUGAGAACAUGGCUGCCACGCAAUGCCUUAGUCAUAUGAUCACAGAAUGCAAGAAGUUAUUUCAGAUCCCUCAUGAAAUGAUGAUGCAGUCAACGAAUUCGUAUGUGGCGGCUGAUGCCCAGCCGCUGCCUCUGCAUGGGCUCGGGGUCAACACCCUGGGCGAGCCUGUGGAUUAUCGGGUUUAUUUGGAAGACAACAUCCAGUGUCUUCUCAGAGAGGCUUCUGAGCGGAGUAAGGGCUGGCACCAUGCCCACGGACCAAAUAACACUGAUCUGGCUUAUAAAAAGGUUGGGGAAGGGCACCCCUUGCGCCUAUGGCGUGUUUCGGUCGAGAUAGAAGCCCUGCCUACAGUGGUACUGCAGCGUGUUCUGCGAGAGCGCCACCUGUGGGAUGAAGAUCUUCUGCACAGUCGAGUCAUUGAAACUUUGGAGAACAACACAGAGGUCCUCCAUUACAUCACGGACAGCAUGGCUCCCCAUCCUCGCAGAAACUUCAUAGUGCUCAGACGGUGGUGUAGUGAUCUUCCAAAGGGCGUGUGUGUUCUUGUGUCAUCCUCUGUUGACCACGAUAAUGUGCAGCUGGAGGCAGGGUUACGGGCUGUGCUGCUGACAUCACGCAUUCUUAUUGAGCCAUGCGGAAUGGGGCGGUCCCGGUUAACACAUUAUUGCAGGGCUGAUCUACGGGGGCGCUCUCCUGAUUGGUAUAAUAAAGUAUUCGGACACCUGUGUGCAAUGGAGGUUGCCAGAAUACGGAGUUCUUUCCCUGUUCUAUCAGCACAUGGACCUGAGACAAAGCUCUAAAUCAGAACCCACCUAAGAAGAAUCUCAGACCAGUUUGAGUUAUUGUAAGAUAGAGAGGGAGAGAGAAUGAGAUGUAUGAAAGUUCAUGUGUAAGACCAGAAUGACAGCGCAAGUUUGAGAAACUGGGUGAAAAAAGGAAUGACAAUGAGCAGAGAGUACUAUGCUGAAUACUAGGUGGACUAUGCAGAGGACCCAUUGUGGUUUUGACAGUCAUUGAGAAUGAAUGUGAAAAAGCUAAAACUCAAAUUUAUAUUGUUAAUACUGUGUUUAAUCUUAUACAGUGCGUGUGAGUUAUAUUUAAAUGUUUAUUAUCUAUAUGUGUUUAAGCAGUGUUAAACUGUUGUGCCUUAAAUUGUUUGUCUAAUCCAGUGUGGUCUGUCAGACACCCCAUUUGUUCUCAGGGUAAAUGUAAAGAGUUCUUUGCAUUUUGACUUGCACAGGAAAUUGUCAUGUGGCACUGAUGAUCAGUCAGCUGGCUAAGAGAGGCAACCAAUUACCAAACAUUUGAAACAUUAUUUGCAGACACUGGAUCAGCUUUCUGUGCAUCAUCAGUCCGAUACCAUCAAUUGAUCCAGUAUGAUGGUUUUCUACAUCGGUUAUUUUUGUGACCUCAAACCAUUUCAUCCUUUUUACCACCCCUUUUUAUUAUUUAUUUGUGGCACUCCUUUGCAUGUGGCAAGCUUCAGUUGUGAAGUUUUUGUAACUUAACAUUUGCCUGUAAGCCAUGGGUAAUUAUAUUUAAAAGACUUUGUUAGUACAGCUUUACUUUUCACUUUGCAUUUUGUAUCCCUUAAAGAAUAAAAUGUUUGUAAUAUAAUUAGAUGAUUUUCUUUCUGAUUGUUCUUCUAAACUGUUUUGUAUCGGUUUACAUUCAAGUCCUAACUGCCUAAGUGCCUCUGAACAACUAGAUAAAAACUUGUGUAUUUGUCUGUUCGUCUUAAAAUAUGAUUAUCAUUAAAUCAGUACUGUUCACCAGGGCAUUAUGUAAGACCAAUAUUUUAUUUAUUUAAAGUAUAACAAUAAUUUUAAGUUUAAUAGUAUUGUAAAAGCAUGUAUACAUGUUAAUUUCCAAAAGUGGAAUAGCUUUGUGCUGUGACUCAGCAAUGCACAGGACUCCAAAGUGCUUCUGAUAUACAGAAUGCUGGUCCAUUUACUCGUAAUGUUUAUUGUAUUGUUCUAGCAAGUCUUUUCUUUAUGAACAAUAACUCAGUGUUAAACACAGGUGCCAGAAACAGCUUCAGGUAAUCUGAAACUAAAGAAUUUGUUUCCUUUAACAAUGUUGAUUGAUUUGAUUGUUUCAUUUGUUUCAUUUUAAAUCAUACUCUCAUGUGUAUUGUGCCAACUUCACCUUCCGUGCAAUAAGAAUAAAGGGGCUUUUCAG
This is a messenger RNA of Myxocyprinus asiaticus (Chinese sucker), 4816 nucleotides long. It is a transcript of the gene stard8, whose product is annotated as StAR-related lipid transfer (START) domain containing 8. The transcript is spliced from 14 exons. Gene Ontology annotation, molecular function: lipid binding; protein binding; GTPase activator activity. The record is from RefSeq and is a predicted model, not a curated record. Bases 217 to 3435 code for a protein of 1072 amino acids. NCBI's taxonomy places the organism in Eukaryota, Metazoa, Chordata, Actinopteri, Cypriniformes, Catostomidae. Gene Ontology annotation, biological process: regulation of Rho protein signal transduction; actin cytoskeleton organization; signal transduction.